Molecule: messenger RNA, 1041 nt
Organism: Botrytis fragariae
Lineage: Eukaryota; Fungi; Ascomycota; Leotiomycetes; Helotiales; Sclerotiniaceae
Product: putative endo beta- protein
Exons: 8
Coding region: 1-1041 (346 amino acids)
Biological process (GO): glucan catabolic process
Molecular function (GO): hydrolase activity, hydrolyzing O-glycosyl compounds
Source: RefSeq, a predicted model, not a curated record
AUGAUGUCAACUCAGCUAUUCCUCUCAAUUUGUUGGCUGUUGUUUGUAGUUGCCAGAGCACAUCCGAAACAAUGGUACCAUCUGGACUCAAGAUAUGAAGGAACGUUAUUUUUCAGUGGAUGGCAAUUCUUUGUUGAUCCAGAUCCCACCCAUGGUUACGUUACAUAUGUCGACGAAGGAGUUGCGAGGACAAAUCAACUCAUCAAUACAAAUACUUAUGGACCAGCAUACAUAGGAGUCGAUCAUAUUACUCUUUUAGAUCCCGCUGGUUCAGGACGAAAAAGUGUACGUAUAAUGAGUCAGAAAUCAUGGACACAUGGAUUGUUCAUUGCAGAUAUUUUGCACAUGCCUGGUGGAACUUGUGGUACCUGGCCAGCCUUUUGGCUGCUUGGCCCAGAUUGGCCGAAUAACGGGGAAAUUGAUAUCAUCGAAGGCGUCAACCAACAAAGUGACAACAUAAUGACUCUCCAUACCUCGGCAAAUUGCACCAUGCCAAACAAAGAUACCGCACAACUAGGUACGAUGAAUAACAAUCAAUGUGAUGGCACCUUAAACAACUACGCCGGCUGCGGCUCAACAGCUCAAGCCGGAGCGUCCACCUAUGGUAAAUCUUUCAACUCCAAUGGCGGCGGCAUCUACGCUACAGAAUGGACCUCAGAUUUCAUUAAGAUCUGGUUCUUUCCUCGCAAUGCCAUUCCGUUUGAUAUCAAAAGAGGACACCCAGAACCCAGCUCCUGGCCAAAGCCUCAAGCAAUAUUCCAAGGUUCUUCUUCCUGUGAUAUUGACAACCAUUUCGCGAAUCAGAGCUUAGUAUUUGAUACCACCUUUUGUGGAGACUUUGCAGGAGGCGUUUGGGGGAAUGAUGGUGGGAUCUGCAGCCAGGGAGGAAAAUUGACUUGUGAACAAUUUGUGGCGGAAAAUCCAGAUGCUUACAAAGAUGCGUACUGGCUGAUUAACUCCGUCAAGGUUUACCAAUUAGGAAAGUAUUCGAUGGAUCUACGAAUGCCGACAAGCACAAAUACAGAUACACUUAGAGCUUGA